Symbiodinium necroappetens is the source of this 633-nucleotide messenger RNA. The record is from the annotation of a GenBank genome assembly. NCBI's taxonomy places the organism in Eukaryota, Dinophyceae, Suessiales, Symbiodiniaceae.
AUGCCUGCUGAGGUCCGGGAUGCUCGCCGGGCUGUGAGAAGGCGAGAGGUGGUGGAGGCUUUGCCUCGCGAGUACUACCUGGCAAGGUCACGGAUGGAACGCUUCGACGUGGCAGAGGAGCUCCGACAGAUGCGCUCCGCGGAAGCACGACGGCACUAUGACAGCUUGACGAUCCCACCGCUGGGUCUCGUCGAGCGCAAGUGUCCCUAUGGGGCUCCGCUCCCAGUCAAGAAGUCUCGCCCAAAGAAGGCGAAUCUCCAAGCGAUGCCACUAUCGCAGUCACAGCCAAUCCUUCCAUCCACAGGGGAAGCAAAGAAGAGAUAUCCCGGGCUGCUCCUUUUGGACAUUCCGUACGACCCUACAACCUUCCCCAACGAGCACGACGACCGCAUUCGUGCUAUCGAUGGGCAAAUCGCCGAGAAAGAGCUCUUCCUAGAAAAGUCUGACAGCGAAGCAGCUCAAAGGAUGCGGCAAAGCUUCAGUGCCAAAGCACCGGACUUUAAGUUUGACCAUGUGCCGGAUGGGACCAUCUCGGAGAACGCUUCACAGUUCUUUCCUCGAAGUCCAGAGCUCCUGGUGGACAUAGGCUGCGUCAAGGAUCCUCGUUUCUGUCGUCCGCGACGGGCUUACUGA